CGUCCUUAAAAUUCAUUACGAAUUUAGAACUGCAGGAUUGCGAAGAUGCGUUACUUAAAAUUAAUUUUAUGUGCGACAUGCGUGCAUGUUAUUUUGUGUGUGCCAACACCGAACCAAGUUUUGUCAUCAAAGAUUGACACCGUCAAUUUAGAAUUGGCUCUACUAAGAAACGAACAAGUUCAAACUAAGCAAGAGCUUAUUGAGGCGAAAACGGAGAUUAGAAGAAUUCAAGAAAAUCAGACAGACAGAUACGUGAUUCUACUGAGAGAGGAUGUGACCCUUCUGAAAUCAAAGUUGGUCAACGUCAACGCCGCACUAGAACAACGAAUGGCGAGUUUGAAAGAAACUGUCUCAGGAAUCAACACAUCACUUGAGGAAAAAUGCCAGUCUGGGGAGUUUGGACCUCACCAUAACCCACGUCCGUCUUACCCUGUGACCUUGACCAUCAACUUUCAGCCGGCCUUCAAGAGCAAGCCGGCUAUCGUUUAUGGACUGAAGGUCUUGGACUCUGCCCAUAAUACAAAUGUCCGUGUUAGCGGGUCAAUUACGGAGAUGACCAAUGCAUAUUUUAAGUUUAAGAUCUCGGAAUGGGCCGAUACUGUUAUGUAUGGCGCCAAAUUUUCGUGGAUGGCAUGUCCGAAAACAAACACCUAACUUGAUGAUUGUGAUGUACACUCAUCCAUUUAUUAUGCCUUUUAACAACGUUUGUAAUACAUGUACUCUAAAUCUGACAUAAAAUGUAGAGUUAUAUCCGUUUGCGACGAGAAAAUAAUAUUAAUAGACGAAAGUUGUAACUCGCAUUCGGUGCUCCCACCAGACACAUUCAUUUUAUUGAAUAACGUAAACAUGGUUGUCUUAUUUUGAACUUGAUUCAAAAAAUACUUUGAUAUAUGUUUGAUCUCACGUCAACAGGAACCAUUAUUACUUUAGAUCAUCUAGUAGAAUGCUAUAGCCAGCUACCCCCUACCCUGCUUUAAAGGAUUUCCUGAUAUCCAGUCUAAGGCUUGACUUGAACAGUACCUUGCUCGGUUAGCCACAGUACUGGUGUUUGUAUGUGCCAUCGGAUCAGAUUUGUUCCAUCAGCACUAGAAUCACAUACAAGAUUUUUGUUUUCAGUCUCAUUAAUCCCUCUCAGAAUAACUGUGCACUGUUGUGUUAUGGAUGUAGUACCCGACUUCAGAACCAGUGUACACAGUGUUAACACGUUAAGUUUAUAUGCUAUAUAUAAAUCGGUCAGAGAAUCCUCAUGUAAACUGUAAUUACUCAUUUGGCAAAAUCCCUGAAAGUCAAACGUGUAUUUCUCAUUUUGUUUCAUGAUAAAGAGUCAUUUGAAUAACGUAGAUUAUUUUCCAUCUAAAUCUCAAGAGGAAAAUGUGAUCUUUCCUCUUGAGUUCAUCAAUUAACAAAAAUAGAAGUUUGGUUCUUAAUGUGUUUGUACAGUAAUUGACGUCAUGCACAUAACACAAAUUAUGACGCCAUCGAACCGGAUGUAAAAUUACAGUUUAAAAGAAAGUACAACAUAUAUUGUUAACAGAAUACGAAUCCUCUCAGUAUGAUGUUGGAAUCCGGUCGUUGUGUGCUUGGAAAUAAUUAAUGAGUUACAUUUUAAGUGAGAAUAAUGAUAUAUAAAUUUAUUCAUGGAUUGAUGAUUGUAUUGUUUAUUUGAUUUCUUUUCACAUGGUCUAUUGGAGCCUUACUAUCUAAUCUAACUUUAAACUUGUGAUUCUGAACACAGGUCUAAGCUAAUCUUUUAGUACGUACUUUACUUAUCAACGAUAUUUUAACGAUUGGAUAAUAUGUCUUGUUUCGAAUUUUUCCGGAUACUACACAUCUGUCAUGCAUAAAGCGCAGCAAAUGACAUUGCUUGUGUUAUAAGGCUCAUAAACAUCGCAGGAACAAACAACUGAUAAUAUAUCUUUUUCCUAUGUUUUACCAAAGGAAAACAACAUUUGAUGAAUUAAUCUGGCACUCUUCAUCAUAAAAAACACAAUUGUAUUCAACUGGUCCAGGAACAUGUUAGUAAGCUCGGUAAAAGUAGUGCAACAGAAUAUCGUUCAACGCAGUCAUGCUUAAUCUUAAUACAAACAUAAAUGAACAUAGCUUUUUGUAGCAUAUACUCCCGUCGGAUUACUAUCCUGCGAAUUAAUACUAGGCAACCCAAGAACCGGUCUAACACAAUUGAUUUCAGUGUUUAACAUUUAGAAUAUCAAUAUAUUUUGAAGGACAAGAAUCCAACGUUAUUACUAAGCGAGUAUAUGUAAGUGUACGUGUUGCAGAAAGGUGCACUAUUCUAUUCAGUGUAUUCCUCUCUAUUUGGAAUACUUUUCUGACAUUGAAACUAAUUCUAUAGUUUCUCGGUGUUUAAAGUCAUAAGUAUAGCCCAAGUUUACCGUAAAACUAGUAGAAAAGUAUGACUGCGCAGAACGAUAUUCUGUUGCACUAUUUUUACCGAGCUUACUAAUAUGUAUGUAUGUAUAUGUUUAUUGCAUGAAAACAUUAUACAACGUUUUUAGCAAAAACAAACAGUGAAUGGAGAAAAGUACAUGUACAUGUACAUUGAAAAUUUUCAAGAAUAUAAACAAACAGGAAAGAUGUGACAUCCUGCGACAAUUGAAUAAAUGUUAGUAACAUUAACAGUAAACAUUUGUAGGCAUUAUCAUAAAUAUAAAAAGACGUUUAAUUUAAUAAAGAGUGUCUACGCUGAGUAGCAAAGAAAAUAAAUUUUGACAAAUUGUAUAUUGUUGUUCUAUGAUUACUAUUCAUAAUAUUUUCAAAUUUGUUAA
Messenger RNA from Mya arenaria, 2783 nucleotides. RefSeq lists its product as uncharacterized. The coding region runs from base 46 to 654 and encodes 202 amino acids. The transcript is spliced from 2 exons. Gene Ontology annotation, molecular function: carbohydrate binding. Lineage: Eukaryota; Metazoa; Mollusca; Bivalvia; Myida; Myidae. Gene Ontology annotation, biological process: cell adhesion. The record is from RefSeq and is a predicted model, not a curated record.